AUGGCGAUCCGCCGUUCCGCGCGCAUUCGCCGCGCCCAGGAGUCUCCGGAGGUUGAAGACCCUACCCCUCAACAAACCCAGCAAACUCCAGUUUCCAGACUUGCCUCCGUUGCCGAGAGGGAAGAAACUGUCGACCGCGAUCUUCCCCACGUUCAGACCCCAGUCGCGAAGACACCAUCUCAAAAGACUCCCAACGCGUCUACUCGAAUUAGAUCCGUGACCGCGCGAACUCCAACUAGUGUAACUGCAGCUCGUCCGCCCCGGGAAGAAAUGCAUCCUAGCAAGGUGCAUCAAAGCACGACCAAACGCGCGGACUCGGGCCUAAUUCUUGGAUUCAACCCCAUAAAAAAGGACGCCGAUGGCAGGAUCAUCAAGCAAGACGUAAUUGACAACACACCUACCAAGUCCAAGGCGUCUCCCGCAACUAGCCAAUUUGGAACCCCGGGAUUCGAAUUCAAGUUCUCUUCCCAGGAAAACGAUCUCAGCGACCAGGCCAAGAAACUCAUGGAAAGCGUUCGUGGCGAUGUUGCCCGAAUUAAAGCACAGAUGGUUCACGACAAAUCAAAGCAGGACGCUGAAGAUCACGGAGAUCGGAAGAUUGCCAUGCCAAAGGGCAGGGCUGGCCGUUUCAGCGAUGUGCAUAUGGCCGAGUUUAAGAAGAUGGACUCGAUUGCAGGACACGCCUCGGCAUUCCGCGCUACUCCUGGUCGCUUCCAGCCUGUUACCAAGUCUCUCAAGCGGUCCAAAUCCAAAGCGCAGCUUGACGAACCGGAGAGCCAAAGCUCAUCUCCUUCUCGGCCUGCUGCAAAGGCCUCGGCUUUGCCUACUCCUGUUCCUGCAGCGGCCGCUAAGCGUGUGAAGCACAACAAAAUUGAAGAUACUUCAUCUCGCCGCGGAUCAGAGAAACCUGCCGAGAAGCCUGCAGACAAGCCUAUGGAGAAGCCUGAGACGCCUCGCAGACCCGCGGGCCCACGCCCUCGCCCUGGUGCUCGCAACUCACUCAUGACUCCCACCCGUGCUUCCCUCGCUCGUACAACUGCUACCAGUAUCAAGGCUCCGAGGACCUCCAUGAUCCCAUCCUUGAAACUUUCUCCGGUUGCUAAAACAAUUGCCUCGCCACGAACACCUCGUACCGAUUUCAACCCACGCCUCAAGGGCAAUUUGCCAACUCUCAGCAAUCUUCGGUCUAUUCUUCGCCGGCGUCAACCUCUCUUCUCUCGUGACCCUGCCCAAAUUGCAUCUGGCACCCAUGUUGCUGUACCUGAUUUCAAAACCAACUCGCUCUUUGCGGCACCCCCUGCUGAUCUAACGGACUCUGCUCCAACCCCUUCGCCGAAGAAGCAUGUUGAAUUUACUCCGACUGUCAAGUCCCGUCACGAGCUUGCUCAAGACUCGCCCUCGCCUUCCAAGGUCCCCUCUGUCAAGCAACGAUCUACUUCUACCGAUGUGUUCUAUCCGGUCCUCCCAACUCUCACGCCAGAGAAGAAUUCCGCUAUCUCAGCUGCCGUGAAUGAUUCCCCUAGCGUUUCAUCCAUUCGUCGCGUGCGCCCUUCAAAUGGCGUGGAACAGACUGCUUCUGUUCCAGAGAUUCCCGUGGUUGCUCACGGAAUCGCUCACGGCAUCGGUAACAAGAAGAGACACCGCAGCGAGGUUGACGAUACUUCCAACACCGAAAACACCGAGAACGUCCCACCAGCUGAUGCGCACACCGAGGAGCGCAGCACCAAGAGACUCAAGUCAUGCCCACCCACUCCAAGCCCCGUGAAGCCAAGCCCUAUGAAGCGCCUCACCAGGACCCCAGUCCGACCUUCUACCUCCAAAGUCGGCACCCCCGCCAGCACCAGACAAAAGAACCGCGGCGUUCUCAGCAUGAGCCGUCUCAAUAUGCUAUCCAAGCCAAAGGGACAAGCCUAA
Penicillium antarcticum is the source of this 1914-nucleotide messenger RNA. RefSeq lists its product as uncharacterized. The coding region runs from base 1 to 1914 and encodes 637 amino acids. The record is from RefSeq and is a predicted model, not a curated record. Lineage: Eukaryota; Fungi; Ascomycota; Eurotiomycetes; Eurotiales; Aspergillaceae. The transcript is spliced from 2 exons.